AUGAAAUUUGAAAAAAGGAGGGAAGAAGACGAAUCGUCUCCUCCCAUGCGUCUGACACUUGUCACAGUAUACUGUUGGGAGAGCAAUAUGAGUCUUGUAUAUUCAUACUACAUUAGACUUGGUGGACUAACUAGAGUUAUUGGCAUGCAGUGGGAGAGUGGUUCAACAAUCUUUACCGGGCUCCAUCUUGUCGAAUAUGCUAUUAGUUCUUGGAUGUGCCUUUUUCACUGGUGGGUUGUUCAUCAUCCAAAAAUCCAAAGUUUUGACAAGUCUACAGCUGUAAUGAACUCUGGCUUGUUGUUAAUGGCUGUGAUGGGUAUAACAUUUCCAGCUGUGCUCCAUUUUACGCAUAAUGAGGUGCAUCGUGGCAAAUCAGAGCUUUCCCUUUCAAGAUUUAGUAGCGGUAUCAUGCUAGUGGCAUAUGCAAGUUACCUAUACUUUCAGCUAAGAAGUCAACACAAUCUCUAUGAUCCAAUUGAUGGGAUAAAUGGGGAUGUAGCACUCAGGAAGAUAUUCUGUGUCCAUAAUUGA
Messenger RNA from Chenopodium quinoa (quinoa), 531 nucleotides. RefSeq names its product vacuolar cation/proton exchanger 3-like. The record is from RefSeq and is a predicted model, not a curated record. NCBI's taxonomy places the organism in Eukaryota, Viridiplantae, Streptophyta, Magnoliopsida, Caryophyllales, Amaranthaceae. Gene Ontology annotation, cellular component: plant-type vacuole membrane. Gene Ontology annotation, biological process: intracellular calcium ion homeostasis; calcium ion transmembrane transport. The coding region runs from base 1 to 531 and encodes 176 amino acids. Gene Ontology annotation, molecular function: calcium:proton antiporter activity. The transcript is spliced from 5 exons.